AUGACCACCAAAAUUUCCACCGCCGCUGGCACCACCGCCGCAAUUUCCAGCACCGGUGUCAGUCGCCAGCGGAAGAUGACCGUCGACAGAGAUAUGAACCGUAAACUUUCUCAAACGGGGAAGUUGAAAGACACUCUAAAUUUUAGCACAAAAUAUAUGAGGAAGUUCAUUCUAUAUGCUCAGAAAAGCCCAGCCAGCCAGACCGACGGAGACCGAGACGCAGCCCGAGAGAGACCGCACGAGACCGAGGGAAGGAGCCAGCCAGCCAGACCGACGGAGACCGAGACGCAGCCCGAGACAGACCGCGCGAGACCGAUGGAAGGAGCCAACCAGCCCGACCGACGGAGACCGAGACGCAGCCCGAGAGAGACCGCGCGAUACCGAGGGAAGGAGCCAGCCAGCCAGACCGACAGACCAGACAAAACCUUAGCCAGUCCGACGGAGACCGAGACGCAGCCUGAGAGAGACCGCGCAAGACCGAGGGAAGGAGCCAGCCAGCCAGACCGACAGACCAGACAAAACCAUAGCCAGUCCGACGGAGACCGAGACGCAGCCCGAGAGAGACCGCGCGAGACCGAGGGAAGGAGCCAGCCAGCCAGACCGACGGAGACCGAGACGCAGCCCGAGAGAGACCGCGCGAGACCGAGGGAAGGAACCAGCCAGCCAGACCGACGGAGACCAACGCAGCCCGAGAGAGACCGCGCGAGACCGAGGGAAGGAGCCAGACCGACAGACCAGACAAAACCAUAG
Penaeus indicus is the source of this 750-nucleotide messenger RNA. RefSeq names its product RNA-binding protein 25-like. NCBI's taxonomy places the organism in Eukaryota, Metazoa, Arthropoda, Malacostraca, Decapoda, Penaeidae. Bases 1 to 750 code for a protein of 249 amino acids. The transcript is spliced from 3 exons. The record is from RefSeq and is a predicted model, not a curated record.